CAGAGGCGUAAACAACACCAAAUCCAACGUCGAGGAGCACUAACAAUUUCCCUCGCACCGCUACCUGCGUCUCUGUACUCCGGUGUUCUACUCUGAUGCUCACAACUGUUCGAUACCACAGAUAUACCCUUUUUUUCAUAUCUAUUACGGUCACAAUUUAUUGGCCUAUCCCAGUUACGAUUAUGGGCUAAUACCGUCUGUAUGGUGGGUUUGUAGACCAAAGCAGGAACAUAUCUAACAGGUAGAGGUACGGUACUACCGGAUACACUAACAGCUAGGUACCCGAACAUCAACAGUCCCAUAUUCUCCACCACACUUUAACCUCACUUCACCUCCUUCAACUCACCUCAGUCAAAGUGAGCUCAAGGCUCACAACCCUUUCACAUCCAGUCAUGCACAGAUCCCGGGCUCUGGUGCGGCAAACAUGUCGCCUUUCAUCUCUACAACCAGUGUCGCCAGUUGCGCUUCAUCAUGUAUGGGCGUCGAUACCAUCGCACCAACCAUCCUCAUCGAGCUCGCCAAGCAGCCAUAGCCAACCGGCAUCACAGCAACGACGUUCAUACGCCAAAGCCGCCAAAAUCCAGCGAAGAAGAACUGAAACCGGUCCCUAUUUCGAAAAGUACGAAGGCCCCACCUUUGAACAAUGGGAAUUCCUCAUCUCCCACCUCCAGACGCCCAACAUGACCGCGCAAGAUUGCAUCGAGACUCUCCUCGCCUACAUGUGCGUGGCCGUCAAGCACGAGUCGACGUGGAAGACGCGUAUGAUGCGCGAGGACUACUUCCCCGUCUCGCGCCUUUACUACUGCGGUUUCCUGCUCAUCCACCCGCACUUCGAGGUGCCCGCGUUCUGGCAAAUGGGCAUGCACAUCCUGCACAUGUUGUCCACGCUCAACUACCCGCCCGCCAUCCUGACGCUGUACCGCUACUUUGAGCACAUCGCCCGCCGCCGCGACCCCAAGAGCGAGACGUACCGCUACAUCCAGACCAAGUACCAGGAGCUGCUGAACAAGGGCGACGCCAACGCCUGCACCUGGAAGGCCGUCGAGCUGUGGGAUCCCAAGAGGCCCGAGAUCGCGAUGAUGUACCUGAACAAGGCCAUGGACGGCUACAAGCGGAGUCCGGGACGGUACAAGGUCGAGCCGCUUGUCUUCCACGCCUUGGAAUCAGGCGGCAAGAGUGAAAGACUCCCGUUCCUGGUCAGAACCUUGAGCUUCUUCAGCGGUAUGAAGGAGAUGAUGCUGGGCUUGGUGGUCCGCAAGGAGACCGGCGCGUACGCGCUGCGCAGGCAAGAGAUGCUCAUGCGGCUGUUGCCGCUGGACAAGCAGCCCGCGCGCGUGCCGCUCUGGACGUGGGAGGGCAUGUACCGCGUCAGGAAGGGGAUGGCGCUGGCGAUGAUGAAGCAAACCAGCGCAGCCGUCGAGGAGCUGCGGAUCGCGGCCGACGAGCUGGAUCAGGAGCAAGGGCACUAUGCGCUGGCGGUUUUGAUGCAGUUUGAGGCUGAAAAGCUUGAUGACUGGAUCAAGAGUGGCGGGGAAGAAGGGCUUGAGUUGUCGGAUGCCUUUAUGGACUUUUACAAGGGUGAGGAUGUUGAGGCUCUGACUGAGGCUAUGCGACUCUUCAAUGAGGAGGCGGAGCUGCGGUUGAAGAGAGCGGCGCAAGGCGGCGAAAGGAAGGCGGCCAUGAAAUUGGAGCGCCUUUGCAAGACGAGAAUGGAUGAGCCUGGGCUUUCCAAGAUGGAGAGGGAGGCGUAUAAACUGGCUGCUAAGGAAUGGGCUGAGAUCGCAGGCAGGGGGAAAUCAGAUGAUGACACGCAGAAGCAGACCGGUCCAAUCUUUGCCGAUCUCAAGCCGAAAUACUAGAACAGCAAAGGAGUCUGCCCCGGGUGUAUUCGCCG
This is a messenger RNA of Neurospora tetraspora, 1894 nucleotides long. RefSeq lists its product as uncharacterized. Lineage: Eukaryota; Fungi; Ascomycota; Sordariomycetes; Sordariales; Sordariaceae. Bases 393 to 1859 code for a protein of 488 amino acids. The record is from RefSeq and is a predicted model, not a curated record. The transcript has a single exon.